CCCAAAUCUGGCCCUGACCCCAAAUCCAACCCCAAAUCUGAUGCUGACCCCAAACCCAAAUUCAACCCCAAAUCUGGCCUUGACCCCAAAUCCGGCCCCAAAUCUGACCCCAAACCCAAAUCUGACCCCAAAUCCAGCCCCAAAUCUGGCCCUGACCCCAAAUCUGGCCCUGACCCUAAAUCCCGCCUCAAACCCAAAUCUGAUGCUGACCCCAAACCCAAAUUCAACCCCAAAUCUGGCCCUGACCUCAAAUCUGACCCCAAAUCUGACCCCAAACCCAAAUCUGACCCUGACUCCAAAUCCUGCCUCAAACCCAAAUCUGACCCCAAAUCUGGCCCCGACUCCAAAUCGGACCCCAAAUCCAAUCUCAAAUCCGACCCUGACCCCAAAUCUGACCCCAAAUCCAGCCCCAACCCCAAAUCUGGCCCUGACCCCAAAACCAAAUCUGACCCCAAAUCAGAUCUCAAAUCUGGCCCUGACCCCAAAACUAAAUCAGACCCCAAAUUUGACCCCAAAUCCGACCUCAACCCCAAAUCCGGCCCCAACCCCAAAUCCAGCCCUGACUUCGAAUCUGGCCCAGACUCUAAAUCUGACCCCAAAUCCUGCCCCGACCCCAAAUCCUUCCCUGACCCCAAACCUAAAUCAGACCCAAAAUCCAGCCCCAAAUUUUCCCCGGACCCCAAAUCCUGCCCCGACCUCAAAUUCGACCCCAAAUCCUGCCCGGACCCCAAAUGCGGCCCUGACCCCAAGCCCAAAUUCAACCCCAAAUCUGGUCCUGACCCCAAAUCAGAUCUCAAAUCCGGCCCUGACCCCAAAUCUGACCCUGACACCAAAUCUGACUCCAAAACCAAUCUCAAAUCCAGCCCUGACCCCAAAUCCAGCCCCGACCCUAAAUCCAGGCCUAAGUUUUCCCCUGACCCCAAAUCCUGCCCCAACCUCAAAUCCGACCCCAAAUCCUGCCUUGACCUCAAAUCCUGCCCUGACCCCCAAAUCUGGCCCUGGCCCCGACCCCAAACCCAAAUCAGACCCCCAAACCCAGCCCCAAAUCUUCCUCCAACCCCAAAUCCCGCCCCGGCCCCGAAUCUGCCACUGACCCCAAAUCCGACCCCAAAUCCACCCCCAACCCCAAAUCCCCUGGCAAGGUUUGGGGUGGAUUUUGGGAUUGGGUCCAGGACGCGUUUUGGGGCGGGGUCCGGGUCCUAGGGCGGGGUUGGGGCGAAUUUUGGGGUGGGAUUUGGGAUGGGGGCCGAGGUUGAGUCCAGAACAAAUUUUGGGGCAGGUUUUGGGGUUGCUCCUGAGCCGGGAUUUGGGACGGGCUUUGGGAUGGAAUUUGGGACGAGCU
Catharus ustulatus (Swainson's thrush) is the source of this 1342-nucleotide messenger RNA. Its product is annotated as circumsporozoite protein-like. The record is from RefSeq and is a predicted model, not a curated record. Lineage: Eukaryota; Metazoa; Chordata; Aves; Passeriformes; Turdidae. The coding region runs from base 41 to 1093 and encodes 350 amino acids. The transcript is spliced from 2 exons.